Messenger RNA from Ilex paraguariensis (yerba mate), 336 nucleotides. The record is from the annotation of a GenBank genome assembly. NCBI's taxonomy places the organism in Eukaryota, Viridiplantae, Streptophyta, Magnoliopsida, Aquifoliales, Aquifoliaceae.
AUGUGGCACUUUUCUUCUGUGACAACGAGGAAUAGAUUAACAAUAUCAGUAAAUCUGAAAAUUGCUUCUUGGAAGGUGGCUAGAUGUGAGCCGAUUGCCCUUUCAUCACUGGAAAAUGGAAGCAUUUCAGGAGAUUUGGGAUUGUUGUGGAGGCUUCAUCGAAGUCAACACCUUGAUUUAGCAGGUAAGGUGAAGGUCAGGGUAUUGGGCAGAAGAGGAUGGAGUGAUUUCAGGGGUCGCAAUAGUCUGGUUGCUGAUGGUAGGAAGCAACCUUGGUGCACUGAUCCUAAUGUUGAAGGCGAUAGGUUUCAGAAGAAAAGAGCACAUGGCAGCUGA